AUGAACCGGGAUCCUAUAUAUCGCAAGGACGGCCGCGCAUUAGGCGUCGUCUUCAAAAAUGUCACCGUUGUUGGUGUUGCCGCCGGAGUUGUUGGUGUCAUGACUCUUCCAGCCAUGAUCAACAAGAUAGUUCAAUGGCCCGUGACAGUCCUAACUCAAAUGACCGGGAAAAGAAAAACGCCGACUACCCAGAUCAUUCGCGAUGCUAACGGAGUGGUCUUCUCUGGCGAAUCGAUGCUAGUUCUGGGACGACCUGGCGCCGGCUGCACAACCCUGCUCAAGACCUUGGCCAACAGUCACGGGUCAUUUCUGGAAGUACAGGGUCAAUUGGCAUAUGCUGAGUUUGCCCUCCGGCUGCGGAAGCCCGCAAACGAAACGCGCUCGGACUCGGAGUUCGCCCGCGAAAUUGCUGAUGCCUCGCUAAGUACUGUUGGGCUAUCACACACCACCGACACGAUCGUAGGAAAUGCUUUUGUUCGAGGUGUUUCUGGAGGCGAGCGCAAACGUGUCACCUUGAUUGAGGCUUUGUCGGCAAACCCUGCGGUAGCGGCAUGGGACAAUCCUACCCGUGGUUUAGACGGUUCAUCGGCUACGGAGUUUGUGCAAUUUGUCACAUCAACUGCUCGUGAUACCGGAAUGAGCAACAUCGUGACCAUGUACCAAGUGUCAGAGACCAUCUACGAUUGCUUUGACUGGGUUACUGUGCUUUACGAUGGGCGGACCAUCUUCUGCGGCAAGACGGACCGAGCCAAGGAAUACUUCAUUCGACUAGGCUUUGAAUGCCGUGAUCGCCAGACGACCCCAAAUUUCCUGACUUCCGUCACCUCGCCUGCUGAUCGCCUUAUUCGAAAGGAUGCUGCAGGCAUCGUUCCGACCGAUCCUGAUCAACUGGCUGCCGCAUUCCGCGAGAGCCACGAGUAUCUGAAGCUUCAGAAGGAGAUAGAAGCGUAUCAUAUCCAGGUUGGUAAGAACAGCCGGUUAAUACAGGAAUUCCGGGAUAAUGUACAGCAGAUUCGCUCCCGCUGGGCACCCAAGCUCGCGAUUGCACCUAAUCCACUCCCGAAGCAGAUCUGGAUCACGAUUUUCCGGUACUACCAGUUGUUAUGGGGCGACAAGCGGACCUUUUUGACCAUACUGGCCUUUGUCGUCUUGAAUGCUGUGAUAAAUGGGCCGGCGUACUAUAUGGCUCCGAAGGACGAGACAGGGUCUUAUGAGAAGAGCAGUGCCUUGUUCUUUGCUCUUAUAUAUUUCUAUCUCAAUGCUCUGACCGAGGUUGUCUCGACUGUCAAAUCUCGGAGCAUUCUUCUGAAGCAAGCUCAGUACGGCUUCCUUCACCCUAGUGCAUUUGUGAUUGCGCAAGCAAUCGCAGACAUACCUAUUUCUUUCUUCCAGUGUCUCGUUUUCUCGUGCCUCUACUACUUCAGCAUUGACCUGCAACGCACGGCAUCCUCAUUCUGGAUAUUUGUCCUCAUUGUGUUCGCUCACUAUACUGCUGUACAAAGUUUGUUCCGCAUGUUGGGAGCUUGGGUUCCUAAUAUUUCGUUGGCCCUAAUGAUGGCAGGUAGUGCCAUCCCGGUUGGUCUGCUUUACUCGGGGUUCGGACCUACCCGGCCAACACAGCAUCGGUGGGGUUCGUGGCUACGUCGCGCAUCGCCAUCGCCCUAUGCUCUUGAGGCACUGAUAGGUAAUGAGUUUACUGGCAUCAAUUUGACGUGCUCAGAAAGCGAAAUGGUCCCGUACGGCUCUUCAUAUACCGAGCUCCAGUACCAGACUUGCAGUAUAACGGGCAGUCUGAAAGCCCACGAUUCCGUUGCCGGUUCGGUAUAUUUGGCAGAUCACUUUGGCUACACCCGCGACCAUCUAUGGCGCAAUUUCGGUAUCGUCGUCGUUCUCUGGUUCCUCUACACCGUAUUGGGUAGCAUUGGACUCACCGUCAUGACCCGCGAAUCUGGAGGAUCGCAGAGCCGUAUCUUCAAGUUGUCCAAGCAACGUGAUGAGGAGAGCUUGCCCAAGUCGGCUGCGAGCUCCUCGUCCGCUACGCAGACGGUCUGCGAAGAUUCCCAAACUGACGGUAUGAGAACCGAAGGUGCCUCGGACAGCACUUUUACCUUUACCGAUGUCAGCUACACAGUCGCACACGAUGGUGAAGACAAGCAGUUGCUGCACAAAGUGAGUGGGUAUGCCCGCCCCGGCAGCUGA
This is a messenger RNA of Aspergillus eucalypticola CBS 122712, 2199 nucleotides long. RefSeq lists its product as uncharacterized. The transcript has 2 exons. Gene Ontology annotation, cellular component: membrane. Lineage: Eukaryota; Fungi; Ascomycota; Eurotiomycetes; Eurotiales; Aspergillaceae. The coding region runs from base 1 to 2199 and encodes 732 amino acids. Gene Ontology annotation, biological process: transmembrane transport. The record is from RefSeq and is a predicted model, not a curated record. Gene Ontology annotation, molecular function: ABC-type transporter activity; ATP binding; ATP hydrolysis activity.